Dendronephthya gigantea is the source of this 453-nucleotide messenger RNA. Its product is annotated as phospholipase A2 A2-actitoxin-Cgg2a-like. Gene Ontology annotation, molecular function: calcium ion binding; phospholipid binding. Gene Ontology annotation, biological process: lipid catabolic process; arachidonate secretion; phospholipid metabolic process. The coding region runs from base 26 to 421 and encodes 131 amino acids. The transcript has 3 exons. Lineage: Eukaryota; Metazoa; Cnidaria; Anthozoa; Malacalcyonacea; Nephtheidae. The record is from RefSeq and is a predicted model, not a curated record.
AAGAAGUUUAAGCGAUUUUGGAUCAAUGGUGGAAUGUGAAACGAAUAAUAACAAAUGGAUGUAUAAUGGCUAUGGUUGCUGGUGCGGAUUUGGUGGGGCAGGAAAGCCUCUAGACGGUGUAGACAGAUGUUGCUUCGAACAUGAUAAAUGCUACGACAAAGUGAUUGCUGGUAGUGAAUGCACAACAAGCGUUGAUCCAUACCUUGUGUCAUAUAAAAUUAGCAACUGCAGUGAUUGUGCGCCAGCUGAUGAAUAUAACUACUGGGACUGGAUUGGCUGGGUGACCAUUGAUUGUCGUCGUGCUAUUUGCCGUUGUGAUUCAGUCGCUGCGAAGUGCUUUGCAAGGAACGCUUAUAAUAAUCUAUUUGCUUCAUACGACAAAUCUAAAUGUUCCAGCAACGAUACAGAUGUUUUAUUUUAGUUGAAAUCGAGUAAAAAUUGAUAACUAUUAAC